Molecule: messenger RNA, 2646 nt
Organism: Salmo salar (Atlantic salmon)
Lineage: Eukaryota; Metazoa; Chordata; Actinopteri; Salmoniformes; Salmonidae
Molecular function (GO): protein binding
Source: RefSeq, a predicted model, not a curated record
GGAGUAUAAUAAUACUGGGAAGACAGGAACAGGCUCAGAAAGAAAGAGAACGAGAGAGCGAGAGACAGACAGAGAAAGAAAGACAGAGAGAGAAAGACGGUGAGAAAGAGAGAGAGACAGAGAGAGAAAGAGAGAGAGAGAGAGAGAAAUGGACGGAGAGUGCAACACACGAGGGGUCAGGAGGAGAUGAAUAGAUCUACCCAACGGACCCAUGGACCUUUUUGACCUCUCACCCCUGCAGCGAUUGGCUCUCCUGGUGUUGUGGCAGGGCCUGGCGUUGGGACUGAACUGCUCUGCCUUGUGGUACCAAGUGGAGCGGAGAGACGGGGACAGGGCUGUGACCUGGAUCCAGGCCAGGCGGUUCUGUCAGAGGCACUACAUUGACCUGGCUGUCCUAAGCACCCAGGACCAGUACCAGUUUCUUCUGCAGACCAUGGCUGGUGACAGGGAAACCUUCUGGUUGGGUCUGCAGCCCCACACUGCCCCUGGUGGCUGGGGGUGGAAGUGGGUGGAUGGCCAGGGGCUAAGCUACGAUCGCUGGUACAUAAAGAAUCCUGGACCUGGACUCUGUGGUUGUCUGGAGACCAGCCUCAAAGGGGAGAAUAAACUGCUGUCGAGAUCCUGUGGCGAGACCGCGGAACGACAUGGUUUCAUCUGCCAAGGCGCUGUACCCCCUGAGCGGCUAAAGGCGGAGUCUGAAGGCACUGAUCAUGUGAUUGUGCAUUGGGACACGCCCCCUCUGAUGCAGACAGCUGAUCAUAGCUACAGAAUCACCACAUGUAGCUUCCAGCAUCACCCUCAUCUUUCUCUCCUCCACCCUUCUCUCCCUCCUCGCCACACCCCUCCUCUUUUCCUCUGUCCUUCCCACCACGCCCCUCACCCUACCACCUCGUGUUGCCUCCUCCACCUCCCCUGCUCCAACAGCUCCACCUCCCACUCAAUCCGGAUCUCUGGCCUAACCCCGGGAACCCAGUACACCGUCAGUGUUGCCACAGUGAUCACGCGCCCAGAUCCUGUCACCGGCGACAACGUCACCACCGACAGUGACCCGGUCACGGUGACCAUCACAACAAUAGGGGGCGAUGGUGGGCAGCAGGUGGUUGCCAUGGUACUGAGUGUGGUUAAGUUCAUCUAUUUGGCUGUCUUGCUCUGCGUACUUUACCUCAUCCUGAAGAGAAAUGCUGUCCAGGCUCCUGAACCUGAUCUGGAAUCAGAAGAACUCCCUACUGAAGAAGAAUACAUUUUAGACAUGGUUAAAACUGGUCCUAGAUCAGUUGAAUUCCCUAAUGAAGAAUGCAUUGUUGAGCUACCACCUGAAGAAUAAUGCGUUGUCUUACUAGAACUGGUCCUAGAUCAGUGGCGCCCCCUUCUGGAGAAUGCAUUGUUGAGCUGCCACCUGACUAGAACUGGUCCUAGAUCAGAAAACAGCAGCUCUACCUGCCAAAUCUACCAGCUUUUGUUGAUAGUACAAAGUUUAAUGGAGAAUAUGAAUACAAGCUGCAGACAGUAUGUGUUAUUAGUCUUGAUACAUACUUAUAAGCAAAAUAGUUUAAUCUGAACAAGAUAUACCUGUUUAAGUAUAAGUUUUAGAAAAAUAUCGAUACACACUUAAGUGCAAAGUAGAUUUUUAUUAUCGACUAGGAAUUCAUGAGAAGGAUUGAGAAUGAGUUAAGCUGCCUCUUUAAUAAACAGGUUAGAAAAAUUGGUAUUUUGACCUCAAUAUGCCAUUUCGAAAAUUAUUUUAUUUAUUUAUUUAACUUUUUACAACACAUUGUCAGUAGUCAUGAUUUUCAUGCUGGGCAUGGAAACAUGUUUCCUCCUUAUGCAUAUAGAUAGGAGAAAUGUACAUUAGUUGUAUGUCAUAAAGUAUGCAUAUUACAAGCACGAAAUAUAGCCUUAGUUCCCAAAUGGCACCCUAUUCCCUACAUAGUGCACUACUUUAUACCAGAGCCUUAUGGCACCCUAUUCCCUAUAUAGUGCCCUACGUAGCAAAAAGGGUGCCAUUUGAGAUGCAAACAAAGGGAAAUAACAAGUGAAAUGUGAAAAGCCCAUGAAAAUGAUUUCGCAUUUGUCUUUAUGAUUUAGCUUUCUGUCUGAAUUGUUUAGCUUUUUGUACAAAUUAUUUAGCUUUUUGUACAAAUUAUUUAGCUUUUUGUACAAAUAAUUUAGCUUUUUCUUCAAAUUAUUUAGCUUUUUGUACAAAUUAUUUAGCUUUUUGUACAAAUCAUUUAGCUUUUUGUUCAAAUUAUUUAGCUUUUUGUACAAAUUAUUUAGCUUUUUGUACAAAUUAUUUAGCUUUUUGUAGACAUUAUUUAGCUUUUUGUACAAAUUAUUUAGCUUUUUCUUCAAAUGAUUUAGCUUUUUGUACAAAUUAUUUAGCUUUUUGUACAAAUUAUUUAGCUUUUUGUACAAAUUAUUUAGCUUUUUGAACGAUUGACUUUAUUGUUGACAUGUUGUCUCUACUAUUGGUGAAAAGGUUAUCUUCAACAGACCGUAUGAGUGGCCUAACAGCCUAACAGUGUGACAGGGUACUUCUAUAUUAGAAAUUUAACAGUAAAGUAACUUUUUGUGUUCUGGAAGUGACUGAGUUUCAUUUGUACUGCUCAAAUACUACUUUAGUCAAUAAAUAAACUCUUGUUUAUCGCA